Messenger RNA from Purpureocillium takamizusanense, 4063 nucleotides. RefSeq names its product DNA helicase rad5 (gene RAD5). The transcript is spliced from 2 exons. Lineage: Eukaryota; Fungi; Ascomycota; Sordariomycetes; Hypocreales; Ophiocordycipitaceae. Gene Ontology annotation, molecular function: hydrolase activity, acting on acid anhydrides, in phosphorus-containing anhydrides; ATP binding; zinc ion binding. The coding region runs from base 67 to 3501 and encodes 1144 amino acids. The record is from RefSeq and is a predicted model, not a curated record.
CUGGCGAACCGAACCCUCACAACCAGGGCCCCCCGCGCCUUGACAAUCCGAUGCUGCCGCCUCGCCAUGGAUUUUGGACCGUCACAGGAGCCUCCCUCCAAGAAGCGGAGGUUCUUCAAGGACCGGGCUGAGGAGUCGUCGGACCCCAUUGCCUUCAGCCCGAAGCCGAGCAGCUCGCCACCCCUGGACCGGCGCCCUUUGAAAGAUGAAGAUGACACGCGGGCUUUUCUGGCCGAGAUACCCGAGAAUGGAGGACUUCCAGAUCGAUCUGCGGCACCUCAAAACGCACCGGAGCUCAAGCACGAGUCAUCGUCUGUGACGUUCGACCAGGACACGUUCGAAAGCUUCGUUGGCGACAAGGUUAGCCCGGAUGUCAUGCGCAUCAUACAAGACAACUGCGGCGAUAACCUCGAGCGAGCCGUCAAUAUGUACUUUGAUGGCACGUACAAAAAGUUGAAGAACAGCCCGCAGAGCCGCCCACCGACCCAGGGUCCGAGUCGAGCGGGAUCAUGGUCCACACCUCAGCCAGUCGCUGCUGUCCCCCGUCGCAGCAUACCAAAGUCUCGAUACGUCGGUGCAUUUGGUGUCGAAGGAUGGGCGACACGGAGCGGCUCUAAUAUAAUCAAGCACGGGGAUGUCGUCAGGAUUGAGCGGCAAAAGAUUCAGCCGCCCCAGCAGCCCAAGGUCAAGGGAAAGCUAGGUGGCCCCAGCACCCCUGUUCGCAACAACACGGCCGCAUCUCGAAGGGUCGAUGUCAUAGUGCGCUUCACGAACCAGUCCGGCCUGGAGAUUGGGAGACUCGCAAAGGACACGGCCAAUUGGGUCUCAACGCUGAUGGACCAAAAAGUCUGCAUGUUCGAAGGCACAUGCGUCUAUGCCCCGGAGCGCCUUCGAACCAACGACACAGUCUUCCUACAGCUACGCUGCUCUCUCCUGAACUCGGCUUUCGAAGACAGGAGGUUUCAGCUCGCCGAUGACCGUCCGACUACGUACUUUGAGCAGAGUGAGACGUCGGACGAGAAGGAGCUGAGACUACGACAGGUGGCGCUGGUGAGGUUGUUCCAAGAGAUCAACCUACAACCUAUAACCGCCAACUCUGCAGCCCAGGACGGACGGGCCGGUCUCCUCAAGGCUGCGGAGAUGGACGAACAAAAGCAGCGAGAAGCCAAGAACCCCGCAACGAACGGCAAGGACAGCAAAGACGGAAAAGACUCGGGAUCGCCGCCCAAUUCAUCAGAUGCAGAAGAAGGCGAGGAGUUGGAGCAAGACCAACUGGAUGCCCUGUACAGGAAAGCCCAGUGCUUCGACUUCAACACCCCAGAAGCCGAACCUGCCGAUACAUUUGCAAUGACGCUGCGACCGUAUCAAAAGCAGUCGUUGCAUUGGAUGAUGGCGAAAGAGAAGGACGAGAGGGGCAACAGAGAGCCGUCCAUGCAUCCCCUGUGGGAAGAAUAUACUUGGCCCGUCAAGGACAUGGACGACAAGGACUUGCCGCUAGUGGGCGGUCAGUCCAAGUUCUAUGUCAACCCCUACUCAGGAGAUUUGUCUCUCGACUUUCCAGUCCAAGAACAGCAUUGCUUGGGCGGCAUUCUUGCUGAUGAAAUGGGCCUCGGCAAGACGAUUCAGAUGCUGAGCUUGGUCCACAGCCAUAGAUCGGAACUGGCCCGCAAAUCCCGCAUGUCUACCGGCGGUAUUUCAAGCGUCAACCAGCUCCCUCGACUGGGAACGACAUCUGCUACCCCUCUCGAUGCGCCUUGCACGACGUUGGUGGUGGCGCCAAUGUCGCUGCUCGCCCAGUGGCAUAGCGAGGCUGAGAAGGCAUCGAAGCAAGGGACUAUGAAGAUUGAACUAUAUUACGGCAACGAAAAGUCUAGCAAUCUCCAGGCCCUUUGCUGCAGUGGCAACGCGUCCAACGCACCCGACCUCGUCAUCACAAGCUACGGCGUUGUCCUGUCCGAGUUCAGCAGCCUUGCAGCCAAGAACGGAGACAAGUCGUUUCACAGCGGUCUGUUUUCGCUCAAGUUCUUUCGCGUCAUCCUGGACGAGGCGCACCACAUCAAGAACAGAUCGUCAAAGACUGCCAAGGCGUGCUAUGACAUCUCCUCGACUCAUCGCUGGGUGCUGACAGGCACGCCGAUCGUCAAUAGGCUCGAAGACCUAUUCAGUCUCGUGCGUUUCCUCGGCGUCGAGCCAUGGAAUAAUUUCUCGUUCUGGAAGACGUUCAUCACCGUACCAUUUGAAUCAGGCGACUUUGUUCGGGCUCUCAACGUGGUGCAGACGGUGCUGGAGCCGCUGGUGAUGAGACGCACCAAAGACAUGAAGACCCCCGACGGACAACCCUUGGUUCCCCUACCGCCGAAGCAAAUUGACAUUGUGGACGUGGAUCUGUCCAAGGAAGAGCGGGCAGUGUACGACUACAUCUUCACGAAAGCCAAGCGGACCUUUUCAAAGAAUAUGGAGGCGGGCACAGUCAUGAAGGCGUUCACCACCAUUUUUGCCCAGAUUCUGCGGCUGCGACAGUCUUGCUGUCACCCCGUGCUGGUACGCAACAGAGACAUUGUCACGGAGGAAGAGGAGGCGGGAGCCGCGGCGGACGCAGCAGCAGGGCUUGCCGAUGAUAUGGACUUGGAAUCCCUUGUUGCCCAGUUCACUGCCACGACGGAUGACGAUGCCAAGAGCAACUUUGCGUUUGGCGCGCAUGCACUCGAAGAGAUUCGCAACGAGUCUGAGAAAGAAUGCCCGCUCUGUUUCGAGGAGCCCAUGAAUGAACAGCUGGUCACAGGCUGUUGGCACUCGGCAUGCAAGAAGUGUCUCCUGGACUUUAUGAAGCACGAGAGCGACCGUGGGGUUGUGGCUAAGUGCUUCAACUGCCGCGCGCCCUUGAACCAGCGAGACUUGUUUGAAGUGGUGCGGCACGAUGAUGAAGACGACGCGCUUUCGAAAUCUCGUAUAAGCCUACAGCGACUGGGAGCGAAUCACUCGUCGGCCAAGGUGGCGGCGCUCAUGUCGCAUCUGCGGGCUCUGCGGCGCGAGCACCCGCGGAUGAAAUCGGUCAUAUUCUCACAGUUCACGUCGUUCCUGUCACUCAUUGAGCCGGCGCUGGAGCGGGCCAACGUCAAGUUUCUACGGCUGGACGGGAGCAUGGCGCAACGGGCGCGAGCGGCCGUGCUAGAAGACUUUCAAGAGAAGAAGGGCUUCAUGGUACUGCUCAUCAGCCUCCGCGCAGGCGGCGUUGGCUUGAAUUUGACGAGCGCCGGGCGCGUGUUCAUGAUGGACCCGUGGUGGAGUUUCGCCGUGGAGGCCCAGGCGAUUGACCGGGUGCAUAGACUCGGACAGGAAGAUGAAGUCGUCAUCAAGCGGUUCAUCGUAAAGGAGAGCGUGGAAGAGAGGAUGUUGCGGAUCCAGGAGAGGAAGAAGUUUAUUGCGACCUCCCUGGGCAUGAUGAGUGAUGAGGAAAAGAAGCUUCAGCGCAUCGAGGACAUCAAAGAAUUACUGAGUUAGAUAUGUGGGCUAGAAACGCAGCGCACCGAUAUCAAUUGUACGUGGUACUGGCAUGGCAGCAUGUGUAGGCGUUUGCUCGUGGGAGGCAUACAUUCGGCAAGCAUAAUAGCAUGGGGGCAAAACACAGCUCAGAACACUAUGACUCCACGACUGGCGUGUGACACGUGGACGUUAUUCGACUUUUACUCUAUUGGUAUCAUGUUCUCAACCCAUCGAUUCAUUACAGCGCAAAUUCGUCAUUCCUUACAGCACAACCUGGUUGACGGCCGCCGUCUCCUUGUCGUCGCCGAAGAGGUUGAUGUUCCACUUGGGGUCGUCUGCGCAGAGUUAGCAUCAUGAGAUGGUGUUUGGGGCAGGAUGAAAAUAAGCGCUCAAGAGGUAAAGGAGGGGGCAAGACGCACAGGUAUAGGGAAUGUUGAACCGCUGGGGCUGCUCGCCGAGCUUGUCGAUGGCCUUGAUGGCCUCGUCGUCGAGCUCGAUCUCCUGGAAGUUCUCGCGGAUGCGAGAGGCGGUGACGGACUUGGGGAUGACGACGUGGCCGCCGAGCUGGGACCAGGCGAGG